AUGAAAGCAAACAGUGUUGUGAUUGUAACACUAGUGUUACUCUUUUUGCUUACCCAGUCUCUGGCAGAAAGUAGAGAAAAAGGCAAAGAAGAUGAAGAAUUGAGAGUGCUUAGAAGAAAGAUCGAGCAUGGCAGAAACAGCAAAACAAGAAGUAGAGGAGGUAAAAGAACAAGAGGGAACAAGUGUGACUCCUUUUACCUGUUUCUGUUCUCCAAAUGUGGUCAAUGGCCCUUUCCUACAUAUCCUUCAGCAGACAAUCCAUUUGAUCAGACUCCGAUAUAUCAUUCCCCUCCGCCACUGGCUUCUCCGCCGCCGGUAACUCCUUCUUACUCGCCAAGAAUCUCAACUCCUCCUCCACCACCACCACCGGUGCUUCAAUAUUCUCCGCCACCAUUGGUAAUUCCUCCACCAACUUCAUUGCCGCCACCGUCGUCGUUGUCUCCACCACCACGAUGUGCACCUCCACCUCAACCCUGUCCUUCACCCCCACCGACUUGUCCCUGUCCACCUCCGUCACCACCACCGCCUCCGCCGUGUCCGUCUCCAUCACCACCACCUCCUUCAUGUCUGCCACCGUGUCUUCCAUCUGGUUCUGCCCCACCGGCGAGCCCACUGCCGCCAUUGCCCCCACUUCCGCCGUUAGUUCCAUCACCACCACCACCGUCCCUGGCCCCUCCACCGGCCGUUCUGCCACCGUUGAUAAUUCCACCUCCGCUUGUCCUUAGUCCUCCGACGACAGAUAUGCCACAAACACCAACUUUGCCAUGGAUAGCACCUCCUGAUGCGGGCACUUAUACUCCACCACCUGCAUUAAAUUUUCCCCCAGAUGGAUCUACACCAGCACCGCCACUUGUCCCGAUGUUCUCGACGCCGCCGGGAACUCCACAGCUACCGCAACAACCACCGGAUGAUCCUCUCUUAUUUCCACCCCCUCUCACACCAAACCCAACUCCGCCGGACACCGGCACGCCGGAUAUUUUCUUGCCGGCCCCAGCCAGUCCAAAACUCCCAGAUAAUCCCCAGGAACCACCGUCAUUUACGUUCACCCCACCAGCCUUUCCUAUCCCAGAGACGCCAGAAAUCAUCUUGCCACCUCCGAUGGUUCCGCAGCUUCCAGAGGAACCACCGACUUUUCCGUUCACGCCGCCGGAUUUAACUACGCCCCAGACACCAGAUGUUUUCCUUCCGUCACCGGUAAAUCCAGUGCUUCCCGGAGAGCCGCAAGAUCCAUUUCCAUUUCCAUUCUCUCCACCCUCGCCGGAGAUUAUCCUUUAA
Molecule: messenger RNA, 1275 nt
Organism: Prosopis cineraria
Lineage: Eukaryota; Viridiplantae; Streptophyta; Magnoliopsida; Fabales; Fabaceae
Product: extensin-like
Exons: 2
Coding region: 1-1275 (424 amino acids)
Source: RefSeq, a predicted model, not a curated record